Molecule: messenger RNA, 4823 nt
Organism: Xenopus laevis (African clawed frog)
Lineage: Eukaryota; Metazoa; Chordata; Amphibia; Anura; Pipidae
Gene: pik3ca.S
Product: phosphatidylinositol-4,5-bisphosphate 3-kinase catalytic subunit alpha S homeolog
Exons: 22
Coding region: 358-3555 (1065 amino acids)
Biological process (GO): phosphatidylinositol-3-phosphate biosynthetic process; phosphatidylinositol 3-kinase/protein kinase B signal transduction; phosphatidylinositol phosphate biosynthetic process
Cellular component (GO): cytoplasm; phosphatidylinositol 3-kinase complex, class IA; plasma membrane
Molecular function (GO): transferase activity; 1-phosphatidylinositol-4-phosphate 3-kinase activity; 1-phosphatidylinositol-3-kinase activity
Source: RefSeq, a predicted model, not a curated record
CAGACCGAAGCCAAAGCGCUGCACAUUAAUGGUGUUGCGGGGCAGCUAUUCCGGACUGCGGGGUUUGUUCAGAAAAUCUGGACUGUCCCGCGGAAAAGCAGGGCGGCUGCGGGUGUAGGGUUUCCCUUUGCCAUGCUUCCCUUCCUGUAAUAAAGGAAACACAGUGAAAUGAGGAUGUGGGAUGGUUUUAGGACAACAACUUAAACAUCGACAAAACAUUUCUAGUGAUUUUUACAGACUGUUCAUUUAAUUUCUAUGAUUACCAUAAUCUACUGUUCCACAUGUACACAUACAAGAAUAAUGAAUUUUUAUGACAUCUAACGCCUUUUUUGAGAGGGAAAUUGCAGUUACGUAAUCAUGCCGCCAAGACCUUCCUCCGGGGAGCUAUGGGGCAUUCAUUUGAUGCCCCCAAGAAUUCUAGUGGAAUGCUUAUUACCAAAUGGAAUGGUGGUGGUGUUAGAAUGUCUUCGUGAAGCGACCCUUGUAAAUAUCAAACAUGAGCUCUUUAAAGAGGCCCGAAAGUACCCUCUUUACCAUCUACUCCAGGAUGAGUCCUCUUAUAUUUUUGUGAGUGUUACACAGGAGGCGGAAAGAGAAGAAUUUUUUGACGAAACUCGCCGUCUUUGUGAUCUUCGACUGUUCCAACCUUUCUUGAAAGUAGUUGAGCCUGUAGGAAACAGAGAAGAGAAAAUUCUUAAUCGAGAAAUUGGCUUCGCCAUUGGAAUGCCAGUGUGUGAAUUUGAUAUGGUUAAGGACUCCGAGGUUCAGGACUUUAGAAAAAACAUCCUUAAUGUUUGUAAAGAUUCAGUUGAACUUCGUGAUGCGAAUGGGCCGAUCAGCAGAGCAUUAUAUGUUUACCCACCCAAUGUAGAAUCCUCUUCAGAGCUUCCCAAACACAUAGAAAGCAAACUAGAUAAAGGGCAAAUAAUUGUGGUCAUAUGGGUCAUUGUAUCCCCCAACAACGAAAAGCAGAAGUAUUCUUUGAAGAUUAACCAUGAUUGUGUGCCAGAACAUGUCAUCGCUGAAGCAAUCCGGAAGAAAACAAGAAGCAUGCUGCUGUCCACCGAACAACUAAAGCUUUGUGUUCUAGAGUACCAAGGAAAAUACAUUUUGAAAGUCUGUGGAUGUGAUGAGUAUUUGCUUGAAAAGUAUCCACUGAGUCAAUAUAAGUAUAUUAGAAGUUGUAUAAUGCUUGGUCGGAUGCCUAAUUUAAUGUUAAUGGCCAAAGACAGCCUGUACAGCCAACUUCCUAUGGAUAGCUUUACAAUGCCAUCUUAUUCAAGGAGGAUUUCCAUGGCAGCACCAUACAUGAAUGGAGAAGCUUCAGCAAAAUCAUUGUGGGCAAUCAACAGUACUCUUAGAAUAAAAAUCCUUUGUGCCACAUAUGUCAAUGUAAACAUUCGAGACAUUGAUAAGAUCUAUGUUCGAACUGGUAUCUAUCAUGGGGUUGAGCCGUUGUGUGACAAUGUUAACACUCAGAGGGUGCCUUGCUCAAAUCCAAGAUGGAAUGAAUGGCUUUUAUAUGAUAUGUUCAUUCCUGAUUUACCACGAGCUGCACGACUUUGCCUCUCUAUUUGCUCCGUAAAGGGACGGAAGGGCGCCAAAGAAGAACACUGCCCUUUAGCAUGGGGAAAUAUUAACCUGUUUGACUACACAGAUACACUGGUGUCUGGAAAAAUGGCUCUAAAUUUGUGGCCUGUGCCUCAUGGGUUAGAAGACUUGCUAAAUCCUAUUGGAGUCAGUGGCUCCAAUCCUAACAAGGAAACACCCUGUUUGGAACUAGAAUUUGACUGUUUCAGUAGCCCAGUCAAAUUUCCUGAUAUGACCGCAAUAGAAGAUCAUGCAAAUAAAGUUCUGGAGCGGGAAAUGGGCUAUAAUUACAGCCAUUCUGGACUAAGUAACAGAAUUGUUAGAGAAAAUGAAGUAAGAGAAAGUGACAAGGAGCAGCUCAAAGCCAUUUCUAACCGUGACCCUCUCUCUGAAAUUACUGAACAAGAAAAAGAAUUCCUUUGGAGCCACAGACUGUAUUGUCGAAAUGUACCUGAAAUUCUUCCUAAGCUGCUUCUGUCUGUGAAAUGGAAUUGCAGAGAUGAUGUUUCACAGAUGUAUUGUCUUCUAAAAGAGUGGCCUGCUAUCCGGCCUGAACAAGCAAUGGAACUGCUGGAUUUUAAUUACCCAGAUCGGAUUGUACGAUCAUUUGCAGUUUCUUGCAAUGAGAAGUAUCUGACAGAUGAUAAGCUAUCUCAGUAUUUGAUCCAACUUGUGCAGGUUAUGAAAUAUGAGCAGUACUUGGACAACCAUCUAGUGAGAUUUCUGCUGAAAAAGGCCCUGGUCAAUCAAAGAAUAGGACAUUUCUUUUUCUGGCAUUUAAAGUCAGAAAUGCACAACAAAACUGUCAGCCAGCGGUUUGGUCUUUUGCUGGAGUCCUAUUGCCGUGCAUGUGGAAUGUAUUUAAAACAUUUAAGCAAGCAAGUGGAGGCUAUGGAAAAACUGAUCAACCUCACAGAUAUUCUAAAGCAGGAGAAGAAGGAUGAGACACAAAAGGUGCAAAUGAAGUUCCUGGUUGAACAAAUGAAGCGGCCAGACUUUAUGGAUGCCUUACAGGGAUUUACAUCUCCUCUAAAUCCUGCUCACCAAUUAGGAAACCUAAGGCUUGAAGAGUGCAGACUAAUGUCAUCUGCAAAAAGGCCACUCUGGUUAAACUGGGAAAAUCCAGAUAUAAUGUCAGAGAUGCUGUUUUUGAAUAAUGAGAUCAUCUUUAAAAACGGAGAUGAUUUACGGCAAGAUAUGCUCACGCUCCAGAUCAUAAGGAUCAUGGAAAACAUUUGGCAAAAUCAAGGCCUUGAUUUACGGAUGUUGCCAUAUGGUUGCCUGUCAAUUGGAGACUGUGUCGGACUUAUUGAAGUAGUGAGAUGUUCACAUACCAUUAUGCAGAUUCAGUGCAAAGGAGGUCUGAAAGGAGCAUUGCAAUUCAACAGUCAUACAUUGCAUCAAUGGCUCAAGGAUAAAAACAAGGGGGAAAUGUAUGAUGCCGCCAUUGAUCUGUUCACUCGAUCGUGUGCUGGUUACUGUGUUGCAACUUUCAUUCUUGGAAUAGGUGAUCGGCAUAACAGUAACAUUAUGGUUAAAGACAAUGGGCAACUGUUUCACAUAGAUUUUGGCCACUUUUUGGAUCACAAAAAGAAAAAAUUUGGCUAUAAACGUGAAAGGGUACCGUUUGUCUUAACUCAAGAUUUUCUGAUUGUGAUCAGCAAGGGGAUGCAAGAAUGCACAAAAACCAGGGAUUUUGAAAGAUUUCAAGAGAUGUGUUACAAAGCGUAUUUAGCAAUCCGCCAGCAUGCCAACCUUUUCAUCAACUUGUUCUCUAUGAUGCUUGGCUGUGGAAUGCCUGAACUACAAUCUUUUGAUGACAUUGCCUAUAUUCGAAAGACAUUAGCUUUGGAUAAAACUGAGCAAGAGGCUUUGGAAUACUUCAUGAAGCAGAUGAAUGACGCACAUCACGGUGGCUGGACAACAAAAAUGGACUGGAUCUUCCAUACAAUAAAGCAUCUUUAAUCCAAACAGGGAAACGGGCAAAUGACUUAACAACCCUAUUGUGGGUUGAGCACUGUGCUGUUAAUAGUGACAGCCAGCAAUGAACGGCUGCAUGGGAAUUGCACAAGCCACACAAAGCAUUGGUUUCACAGCAGCUACUAGAAUUAAACAGAAUCAUUAACGCUUACAGGGUCGUCAACAACACUACAUUUUGUGAGCAAGAAUUGUUAAGCCUGUAUAGUUAUGCCUUAAGCCCAAACCGAAGGCUAACCUCCGCUUGUGUUUACUAGCCACGGUUACAACAUCUUUGAUACAAAUGAAAGUUUGGCGUCAAAAAAUUAUUUUUGUGAUUCCAUGUGCAUUUCAAAAUGCUGAUUGUGAUCCAUUGUGUAAAAGGAGAGAUACUAGAAAAGGAAUAGGAGGCUAUUAUCCUCCUCAUAUGCCUCACAGUAUUUUUUAACUUACAUGAGUUUAACAAGUGGCGUAUUUUUAAUUUUUCAGACUGAUCCUACCGAAGUCUUCUGAGAAACAUUGCAACAAUUAUGUAUUUUCUUUCUCUCUUGACAAAUAAUUCACCAUUGUGAAUUGCAAAAUGUGAAACUUGAAGUUAAGAGGAAGCCCCAUCGUGUUCAAAACCCCAAAACUUUAACAAGCACACUGUGUGUGGGGGUGCGUCUGUCCCGUUAUGUAUUUCUUCAUUUUUAAAUACUACCAACCCAGAGACCAGAAGAGCGAUCUACUUAUUUCUCUAAAUGGAUGUCAUGCUUAAUAGAGCUCUUAUUUUUAUAGUCUUCCUAGGCUAUUCUGAGGAAUGCUGGUUUAUUAAGUGCUGACAAUGUGUGUAUAUCAACAGUCUUCACUGAUAUCUAGGUUCCAGUAAUCAGCCCGUUUUAUUUACCAAUUGUUUCUAAAAAAUCUAUAUUCACUUUUAAGUGUAUAGAUAUUUUUUAUAUAUUGUACAUACAUUUGGUUUUGCAUUUUCUGUGUAUGUGUAACAUUGUGUAUAUAAUUACAGAUAUAUGCACAGGGGUGCAUUCAUACACACUCAUCCAUUUAUAGAUUUCCUUGAUAGAAACUCCUAAGGUAUGUGGAGACCACAUUUUAAAGAGAUGUUAAAAAGCACAGUGACUGUUCUGAGCGAUGUUGGUGUGUAAAUGUUUCUAAAUGGGUUCAUGACUCGUUGCUUGCCUAUACGCAUGCAGUGUGCUUAAAUCAAUUAUUUUGUAUUCAUUUCACAUGCAGCUGUAACCAGAAAACACUAUUAUAUAUAAAAUCAACAUUUUUAUAAA